Messenger RNA from Colletotrichum truncatum, 1785 nucleotides. Its product is annotated as heterokaryon incompatibility protein. The record is from RefSeq and is a predicted model, not a curated record. Lineage: Eukaryota; Fungi; Ascomycota; Sordariomycetes; Glomerellales; Glomerellaceae.
AUGGCUUUCACUUACCAGCCCCUGCAGAAUACCAGACGGGAUAUCCGCCUCCUCGAAAUCGACUUCCAUGACGCAGCGGCUGAUCGUAUCAAAUGCUCCAUCAUCCAUGAUACUUUGGACGACGAUCCGCAGUUCACGGCCCUCUCUUACGUCUGGGGCGAUGCUGCCCAACCUCGCUCCAUCUUACUCGAGGGCCAAGAGGUCAGCGUCACGCAGAACCUCUUUCGCGCUCUCCAAAGGCUCGCGAAAUUCAGCAAGCCUCAGGUUUCUAAGCUCUGGAUCGACGCGCUGUGUAUCAACCAAGCCGAUGACGAAGAAAAGGCACAUCAAGUCCAGCUCAUGGGAAGGAUCUACAGUAGCGCCUCUCAAGUACUCAUUUGGCUGGGCCCUGAAGAUGACGCCAGUGUUGACGCCCUACAUCAGCUCAGUCUACUAGGAAGUACCUUUGAGGAUCUGAAAGCCCGUCCCGAUUACGGUCCUGUAGUUUGCCAAGCCUUUGUCAAAACCGUUCUUGAGUUUUCCGGCACUAGCCUCAAUUUCGCUCAUAUUCAGACUCUGUUCCGACGCCCUUGGUGGACACGGGUUUGGGUUAUUCAGGAGGCUCUUCUUGCUAAACAAGCCUAUGUCCUCAUCGGAGACCAUGCAAAAGACUGGAAAGAGAUUCGUGGUGCUUGGAGUGCCUUUGAGUGGAUGAUACUCUACGUCAAUACUGAUCCAAAAUACCGACCGGUCUACGAGAUAUUGAAUGAAGUAUACUUCAAGAUCGCACACUUUACCCAAGGCGAGACCGCUGAGGACGGCACCCGGAAGCUUGCGUCGCUUUUUGAUACCGUCUUCUUCUCAGCUGCCGGUGGUGCCAUCCAGUCAACUGACCCUCGAGACAGAAUCUAUGGACUAUUUGGUCUAUUGACCGAGAGAGACAAGGCCAAGAUACCCGUUGACUAUUCAUGCCAUAUGACUCUGGAAAGGUUGCUGUUUUUUACCACAAAAGCUUUAAUCGAAGAUCAUGGUCCGGAUAUUCUUUGCUAUCGCCGCCCGACGUUGCUUUCUGUCGGCGGUCCCAGUUGGACGGUAGACUGGACUUCCAAAAUGAUAGCCACCAUUGGUGGCUUCAAUCAUGGCUCCAAUAACUAUGACGCAUCCAAAGGAACGGUUUGGUCACCCAAAACCUUUGAUGCUACCUUCGAAGACCCUGCAAUUCGUCUGUGGGGUGUCGUAGUUGGUCAUGUGAAAGAUGUUGGUGGCGUCCUAGAAUCCACUGUUGACUCGCCUUCCUAUAUCGACGACUGUAGAAGCUGGCUCUUGGAGCUUGAGAAUCUCGUCUACUCGAACUCUAAAGAUGAUCCAGAACGGCUGGAAAUCAUUCAAAACUUGUGGCGGGUACCGAUCGCUGAUAUGGGCUUGGUGGAACGCGCAAAGCCCGAAGACGGGUAUCCACAAGCAUAUGAAGUUCUCACUGGGGUUACAAAGCCGCCGCACGGCGAUGAUGAGAGCGGCUGGGUCACUUCCUCUUCUUGGCCAUAUCGGCGCGUUUGGAAAGUUUAUGGUCAUCGUGCUUGCAUUUUUGAGAGCGCUAAUGGAAGAGCUCCUGGGCUCGGACCAAGUGGCAUGUGUCCCGGGGAUAUGGUAGUCAUCUUCUCUGGCAGCCAUGUGCCCUUCGUGGUCCGCGAAUCAUCGCAAGGAUACAGCCUUAUCGGCUCUGCCUACGCAUACGGAUACAUGGACGGCAAUGCUUUCGAAACGAUUACUUCAGCUCGUGGUCUGAAGGAAUUCCAGCUUCACUAG